This is a messenger RNA of Penicillium argentinense, 1389 nucleotides long. RefSeq names its product Selenium-binding protein. The record is from RefSeq and is a predicted model, not a curated record. Lineage: Eukaryota; Fungi; Ascomycota; Eurotiomycetes; Eurotiales; Aspergillaceae. Bases 1 to 1389 code for a protein of 462 amino acids. The transcript has 6 exons. Gene Ontology annotation, molecular function: protein binding.
AUGAAGUACUCCCUUGCUACCGCUGCGUACUUGGUCUCCCUUGUGGAGUGCCUCUCGCUUCCUCCGCUUAUUCCCACGAUUCCUGGUGUCACGGAGCCUCUGACCACCAACGCACCUCCUCUGCCUAUCCUGCAGGUUCCGACCCCGCCGCUGGAGAGCCCGCCCUUCACGCCCAGUGAUAUAAAACCGAAGAAGAUCGGAUACUUCUGGACUGGAUCUGGUGACAAGUUCCACAAGGAUUUCCUUGCCACUUACAGUCUGGACGAUGACACCUUCGGUACGCUGCUGUGGGUGACCGACGUCCCUUCGAGUGGAAACGAUCCCCACCAUCUCGGACCCUCGCUGGACGGAAAGACUCUCUUUGGAGGAGGCCUGCUCUCUCUUCUGAAGACCCAGGACACUGGAUUCUACUUCGACACCUCCAACCCCUAUCGUCCCAAGUUCCUCAAGAGCAACCGUGCCCUUUUGAGCUCCAUUGCCGAUGAGGUUCGCGCGAAGCCCGAUGGCGGAUUCUACAUCACCUACAUGGGCUCUGCAGUCGGCACGGCACCCGGUCGUCUCAUCGAGACCGAUGCCAAUUUUGACAUCAUCCACGAGUGGCCCGAGGAUGUGGAGUCCACCCUCAACAUUCUGGGCGAGCAGUUCUCGCCCCACGGUCUGAGCAUCGACUGGGAGAAGAAACUCAUUCUGACUUCUGACUUUGUUGAGCCCAUCACUAUCUUGAAGCCUUCCCUGGGAGUUCGCCAUGCCAACACCCUUCGUCUUUGGGACCUGGACUCCAAGAAGAUCUUGAGCACUCUGACUAUUCCUGAUGGAGGAGGUAUUCAGGAUGUCAAGUUCAUUCCUGGAAACCCAGAGUCUGCUGCUCUGGCGACUGCCGUGCACCUGGGCCAGGUCUGGAUCAUCUAUCCUCUGCGCAAGGACGCGAACGGCAACCAGGGUGUGAUUGAGCUGCUCUACGACCUGGGCCCUAAAGCCCGUGACACCAUCGCUAUCUACUCCGACAUCACCCAGGACGGGAAAUACUUCUACGCUACUCUGACCACCGCCAACCACAUUGCCGCCCUCGACAUCAGCGACCUGAACAAUGUGAAGCGUCUUGAUAACCCCGAUGAGGACCAGCCCACUGUCGGACCACACUACAUCAAGGUGACUCCGGACCAGAAGCACGUGGUGGUGACGGACUACUUCGUGCAAACAGGCGACAUUGGUAUCAUCAACACCCCGGCUGAUUUCAAGGCGCUGUACAUCGACCUCAACGAUGACGGUAGCCUGUCCUUCAACCGCACCAUCGACUUCAGCAAGGAAUUUUCAAACCGUGGUGGCGCUAAGCCUCACUCCAGCGUCGUUUUCGAUUUGACUGACCCUGACCACCCUCUCUAUUACUAG